Messenger RNA from Paralichthys olivaceus (Japanese flounder), 748 nucleotides. The record is from RefSeq and is a predicted model, not a curated record. NCBI's taxonomy places the organism in Eukaryota, Metazoa, Chordata, Actinopteri, Pleuronectiformes, Paralichthyidae.
GUGUCCAACUUGUGACUGUGUUUUGCAGCUUGCGAUGAAGGGCUCCAGCUACACUGGUCUUCUGGAGAGACACAACAUCCACACCAACAACGUGGAGCACAUCGUGAAGAGUCUACGGAGCGAAGGCAUCGAUGUCCGAGUGGUGAAGAGAGGAGAGUAUGAUGAAGAAGUCGUUCGAUGGGCCGACGCCAUCAUCUCUGCUGGAGGUGACGGGACAAUGCUGCUUGUUGCCAGUAAAGUUCUGAGCAAAGACAAACCGGUGGUUGGAGUGAACACUGACCCUGAGAGGUCAGAAGGUCACCUGUGUCUGCCUGUUCGUUACACUCGUGCCUUCCCAGAGGCACUGGAGAAACUCUGUCGUGGUGAGUUCAGGUGGCUUUGGCGUCAGAGGAUUCGCGUGCACUUGGAAGGCACAGGAAUCAAUCCCACGUCGGUGGAUCUGCACGAGCAGCAGCUGAGCCUGGAGCAGCACAGCCAAGCCCACCGCAUCACCACCAUGGACGGACAACACAAGACAGGAACGCUGCACGAGAGCUUCUCCAAGCCCAGUCUCCUCCCCAUCAGAAGCCUGAAUGAAAUCUUCAUCGGAGAGUCUCUGUCCUCCAGGGCUUCGUACUAUGAGAUCUCUGUGGACGACGGCCCGUGGGAAAAGCAGAAGAGCUCAGGACUCAGCAUCUGCACAGGAACAGGAUCCAAAGCCUGGUCAUAUAACAUCAACAAACUGGCUGGACAGGCUGCGGAGGAGCUU